Artibeus jamaicensis (Jamaican fruit-eating bat) is the source of this 2425-nucleotide messenger RNA. It is a transcript of the gene HGH1, whose product is annotated as HGH1 homolog. NCBI's taxonomy places the organism in Eukaryota, Metazoa, Chordata, Mammalia, Chiroptera, Phyllostomidae. The coding region runs from base 78 to 1286 and encodes 402 amino acids. The record is from RefSeq and is a predicted model, not a curated record. The transcript is spliced from 6 exons.
GCCACUGUCGCUGCGGGGCCGGAUGGAGCGGUUGUGCCUGCGCUGAACUACCCAGGGAUUGCAAAGUGCUGGUAGGCAUGGAGGAGGCCGCGACGGACACUGGCUCGUCGGCUGGUGGCGGCGGCCCUGCAGGGUUGCUGACUCUAGAGGUGGAGGCGGAGAAGCUCCUUCCCUUUCUGACGCCCGGAGCGCGGGCGGACUUGCAGGAGGAAGCAACGCGGCACGUGCUGGCUCUGACCGGCUCGGGGCUGGGCCGGACGCUGCUGGCCCGCCAAGCAGCACUGCUGCGGGCGCUGGUCGACUUGGCGGAGGCCCCGGCCCCGGCCCCUGCCCGAGACGCAGCCCGCGCCCUUGUCAACCUGGCCGCCGACCCCUGCCUGCAUGAGCCUCUGCUGGUGGCCGAGCCUGGGCUGCCUGCCCGCCUACUGGGCCGUGUGUUGGAUCCCCAGUGGCCCUGGGCGGAGGAGGCAGCCGCGGUACUGGCCAACCUCAGCCGCGAGCCGGCGCCGUGUGCCUCGCUGAUGGAGGCGCUGACGGCCGCGGAGUGGGGGGAGUCGGGCCUGGAGCGGCUUGUGCGCGCGCUGUGCACUCCGGGCUACAACGCCCGCGCAUCCUUACAUUACCUGGGUCCAGUGCUCUCCAACCUCAGCCAGCGUCCCGUGGUGCGAGCCUUCCUGCUGGACCCUGACAGGUGUGUGGUCCAGCGGCUGCUGCCCUUUACCCAAUACUCAGACUCUACGGUUCGCAGGGGCGGGGUUGUGGGGACGCUGAGAAACUGCUGCUUCGAGCACAGACACCACGAGUGGUUGCUGGGGCCCAAGGUGGACAUUCUCCCCUUCUUGCUGCUGCCCUUGGCUGGGCCUGAGGAAUUCUCCGAGGAGGAGAUGGAGCGACUGCCUGUGGACCUGCAGUACCUGCCACCAGACAAGCAACGGGAGCCUGAUGCCGACAUACGCAAGAUGCUCAUUGAGGCCAUCAUGCUGCUGACAGCCACAGCACAGGGUCGGCAGCAGGUGAGGGACCAGGGAGCCUACCUGAUUCUGCGUGAGCUGCACAGCUGGGAGCCUGAGUCCGAUGUGCGGGUGACUUGUGAGAAACUGAUCCAGGUGCUCAUUGGGGAUGAGCCAGAGCAUGGCAUGGAAAACCUGCUGGAGGUGCAGGUGCCUGAGGAUGUGGAGUGCCAGCUGCAGCGGCUGGACCGCCAGGAGCAGGAGCAAUGCCAGCGGGAGCAGCAGGAGUGGGAGCUGGCUCCAGAGCCACAGGCGGAGGGGGAUGCACCCACCUGAGGUCCGUGUAGCUCAACACCAGCUCCUGGCACACCUUUACUAGCCCAUCAGUCUUGGCCUCCCAGACCAGGCUUUCCUGCAGUUGCCUUUAGGCCUCCUGGGUCACCUUGCUGGAAGGCUGUGUCCUACUGAGAAGCAGAGCUACGCUUAAGCUCUGGGUUCAUGCUGAGGGCUCUAGGGCUAAUGCCCCUUAAACAUUGGAGGAUUGAGGGCACUUCCCUGUGCCCUGUUGCUUUCAGCAGCGGUGCAGCUUGUUCAGAAGAGCACUGUUCAAUCCCAGCUGGCCAGGCCCUGGAGCUCUCAGGGACCUGCAGGGGGUUGGCCAGUGGAGCUGUGAGGCACUUCUCAAGCAUGGUGGUGGGGCCAGACAGGAAAACCGCAGACUGGAGUGGCCAGCUGGAGCUUUCCAGUCCCAGGAGUGCUUGCUACAGGGGUCUGAGCCCAGGCAGGCACCUGGUGCGAGCAUUGCCCCCUCCUGCCAGUACCCCCAAGUCCUCCAUCUGGGCCCUCUGCUUACCCUCAGCCUCAGUAGGCCGACCUCUUGAGACCUUUGCUAUUUAUAGCCUGUCCUGGGGGUCUCCUGGAGCUGCAACCCACCUGGCCUGCCCUUCAAGCACUGGCUGGGUGCUGUCUCCCCUUCGUCCUCUCCGCUCUCCCACUUGACCUGUGCCCUGGCUCUGCCUGCAGCCCCCUGUCUGUACAAGAACCUGGUUCUCCACAGUGCCACAUGUGGUCCCCCUAACUCUGCAGCACCCAAGGUGUCACUGGCAGGCUGUCAGUGUGGCCCCAGCUUCUGUGCUCGUCUCCUGGGCCCCCUACCAAACUUAGUGCCAUCUUUGGCGCAGACCCAAGUACUGGUCCCCGCCCCCCGAACCUGUGCUGCAGUGUAGGCUGGCCCCCCAGGGUUCCCGGUGCCCUUCUCUUCUUCCUCUGCCCUGUUUCCAAAGUUGGAGGUCUGCUCACUUGUGCUGUCCCAUGGAGGCUGGGUGCUCCAUGGGGGUGCUGUGUGUCUCCCUCCAUAGCUCACCGCCCCCAUUAAAGCUCUGGCAUGGAGGUGUGUGGACUCAUGUCCUUGGUUCGGGAGCAUCCCCAGUUUCCCCAGUGCCGGUUGGUUCAAACCUCUGACUCCACAGAAUAAA